Anopheles aquasalis is the source of this 2126-nucleotide messenger RNA. RefSeq names its product proton-coupled amino acid transporter-like protein CG1139. Gene Ontology annotation, cellular component: vacuolar membrane. The record is from RefSeq and is a predicted model, not a curated record. Gene Ontology annotation, biological process: amino acid transmembrane transport. Lineage: Eukaryota; Metazoa; Arthropoda; Insecta; Diptera; Culicidae. Gene Ontology annotation, molecular function: L-amino acid transmembrane transporter activity.
GCUGUGUCGUGUUACGCGGUACUACGCGAGUGUGUGCGCAUUUGUGGUCUAUCGUUUCACCCUCUAAGCAACGCUCAAUUCCUGUAACAACGUUUGCAGCGGGAGCAACGAUUUUGUUAUUCGUCACAACCAGAUCAGACACCCAGUUGAACCGACAGAGAAAAAGGACAGAGAAAAAGGGGUACAAAAAAAGGGGCACGAUGACGCUAACGCGAGUGCUGAAGGAUGACGAUGGUCCGCUCGGUAGUUCCUGCUUCGCGGCACUCACCGGUCUGUGUUCCCGGACUAGCGAGACACCGGUGCCGGCAACGACAACGACGAGCCCGGAUGCAGCGCGGACUGCCGCGAAACCUCCGCUCGCACCGAACGAUGGCCGGUACCACAUCCAUCACCAUCAUGUGCGCGAACGGCCAGAGCACGACUACACGCUGGACGUGAUUACGGUGCAGGGUGUACAGCCGCACCACAAAACCAGCUACCUCGAAACGUUGAUGCACCUGUUCAAGGGUAACAUCGGGACCGGGUGCUACGCGAUGGGCGAUGCCUUCCGGAACGGUGGCCUCCUGCUCGCCACCACGCUCACCCUUUUCCUCGGCUUCGUCUGUGUCCACUGUCAGCACGUGCUGCUGAACUGCGCCAACCUGAUGCAGCAGCGCCGCGAAGAGGAACGGGAACGCGAGCAGCAACCACAGAAGAAGGGUAGCAUGUUCGGCUCAACCUACCGGACGGCCAUCGAUGGGCAACCGCUCGACUUUGCCGACACCGUGGGCUACUGUUUCCAUUACGGACCGGAACGUUUCCGCCCGUGGGCCACCACCAUGCGCCACACCGUGAACGUGUUCAUCUGCGUGACGCAGCUCGGGUUCUGCUGCAUCUACUUUGUGUUUAUCAGCUCGAACUACAAACAGAUCGGUGACCGGUACGGGCUGGAGUGGAACACCCACCACUACAUGGCCCUGCUGCUCGUCCCGAUCAUCCUCACGUCCAUCAUCACGCAGCUCAAGUUUCUCUCGUACUGCUCGAUGAUUGCGAACGUGUUUAUGACGUUCGGCAUUGGGAUCACCUUCUACUACGCCCUCAAGGAUCUGCCAGCGAUGGCGGACGAGGUGGGGUCGCGCGCCCUGUUCGGGGAGGUGGAACGGAUUCCGCUCUUCUUCGGUACCGCGAUCUUUGCGUUCGAGGGCAUCGCGCUGGUGCUGCCGCUGCAGAAUGAGAUGCGCCGGCCGCAGGACUUUGGCCGGACGUUCGGCGUUCUUAACAUCGGGAUGGUGUUCAUCGUCACGCUGUUCACCGUGUUCGGGUUCGUGGGGUAUGUGCGGUGGGGCGACGAGGUGCAGGGCAGCAUGACACUUAACCUACCGGACAACGAAGCGCUGGCCGAGGGGGUGAAGAUGAUGAUUGCCACCGGUGUACUGCUCGGUUUUGCGCUCCAGUUCUUCGUCGCCAUCAUGAUCCUGUGGCCGAUCGUGGAAAACCGGUCGCUCACGGCCCAGCAGCAUCCCGUCGUUUGUGAGAUGUUCUUCCGUAUCCUGGUGGUGCUGAUGACGUUUCUGAUUGCCACAUUUGUGCCCAGCCUGGGUCUGUUCAUCUCGCUCAUCGGUGCCUUCUGCUCGUCGGCCCUAGCCCUCAUGUUUCCGCCCAUCAUCGAGCUGAUCGUGUCCUACUCGAACCCGGGCGAACGUCCGAGCGGCUGGCUGCUGGCCAAGAACGUCUGCAUUCUGCUGCUGGCCGUCCUCGGGUUCGCCACCGGUACCUACGAGAGUGUCAGCAAGAUCAUUGAAGCAUUCUAGCUGGCCCCGACUUGGCACCAAUCGAGCAAUCGAGCAACGCUAGUGGAUAUACAUUUCUUUAUAUCCUAUCCGAUGGACUAUACUGCACUAGACAGCGGUAGUAACAGUAAUAAGAAGUAAGACGAGCAGGGCAGGAUAAUGAUUUUGUGAUUGAUUUAGCAGCGAAAUAAGACUUAGACACUACGGCGGGUACGGGUACGGCCUGUGUGCCUUCUACGGUGAUAUUUGAAAAGACACUUGGACACUAGGAAUCGAUUGGGACGCGCGGCGAUCCUGGCGAGGGCAACCUGAGGGCCGAUCCACUAAUCGAAACCGAAUCGAAUAAGCAUUUCAACC